CGGCCGGGAUCGGCAGAGCUGGCGCUGCGGGAGGGCGCGCCCGGGUCUCGGGCGCAGCGCGGCCCGCCGGGCAGGCGCAUGGAGGCGGCGGCGAGCCCUCGGGCGCGGAUGUUGCCUUCUGAAGACCAGCCUGCCAUCGAUGGAGUGGCCCUUGUGGGCCAACCCUGAGCACUGCUGUGCUGCCCAACAUUGCCCCAGGCCUGCUGCUAAGGAAGCCACACAUCUCUGGCCCUCCCUAUCACCUGCGCCUGCUGAUGGCCUCUGCUGCCAGGCCUGGUGUCAGCUCUUCUGACUGAGUCCCCGUCCACCCUCCAGGACUUGCCAUACACCAAUGGGGUAGCGUGACCAAGGGCCUAUGCAUCAGAGACCUCCUGCCUGCCACAACUGUGACCUCUGCCCCACAGCAACCAGAAUCUGUUCCAGUCCAGUUUUCCUCAAGGCCUUGGGGGUUUGGAGCCCACUUUAGAGCAAAGGGGGUCCUUCCCCAGUGAAGGACCCACCCUAGACACUGUGUGGUGGCCACAUUCACUUGGGGAUUUUUAGAUGUUCUUUGCUGAAUUUUUGGGUUGUUGUUAUCCCCUUUGUACUCAGCCAGCUGGAGAGACGGGAUUUUGGAAUUGACCAUCUUACUUUGGGGGACUGUUUUACUACUUUUUUGGGGGGUAGGGUUGGGUUUUCUUUUUUAAUUAUCAAACGUUGAACAGCUUUCUUUUCCUUUCUUAAGCACUUGUACAAUAUUUGUGCAGGGUGUAGGGGUGGGUUUUAGAAAGUCUUUUUCUCAGACAAGUACAAGGAUAUUACUCUACUUGGUUUUCUGACGCUGGUUUGGCUCCUCUGGCUGCAUCCCCAGCCCUCUCUCAGCCCCCUCCUGCCCUGUCUUCCACCCUCGGGAGACAUGGCGCGAAUGAACCGGCCUGCCCCGGUGGAGGUGAGCUACCGCAACAUGCGCUUCCUCAUCACGCACAACCCCACCGAUGCUACCCUCAGCACCUUCAUGGAGGAUCUGAAGAAGUAUGGAGCCACCACAGUGGUGCGAGUGUGCGAGGUGACCUAUGACAAGGCCCCGUUGGAGAAGGACGGCAUCACUGUUGUGGACUGGCCAUUUGACGAUGGGGCCCCCCCACCCAGCAAGGUGGUAGAGGACUGGCUGAGCCUGCUGAAGGCCAAGUUCUGCGAUGACCCUGGAAGCUGCGUGGCUGUGCACUGUGUGGCAGGCCUGGGACGCGCUCCAGUCCUGGUGGCACUGGCCCUCAUCGAGAGUGGGAUGAAGUAUGAGGAUGCCAUCCAGUUCAUCCGGCAGAAGCGUCGUGGCGCCAUUAACAGCAAGCAGCUCACCUACCUGGAGAAAUACCGGCCCAAACAGAGACUGCGGUUCAAAGACCCGAACACACACAAGACCAAAUGCUGCAUCAUGUAGCUCAGGCUUUGGCCAGGCCUGGGGCCUCUCAUGGUUUGCUCUUCCUGUCCUGGCUGACCUACGUGGGCCUGUCUUCCUGUGCCUCGGCCCCCCUGUGUCCCAGGAGUCAGGUAGCUGUAUGUUCCGUGUCUUGGGCACGUGGCUCCCAGACUGGUCAUCCCCCAUCUCCGGACCUUCUGCCAGCGACCUUCAACAAGCCCACCCCUACCACAGGUUUCUUCUCUCACCUGGACAUGGCGGUGGGUGUAUUUUUAACCACUGGGCCCAGCCCCUCAGUGGCGGCCCCUUAUCCUCUGCUGUUCUUGGCACCUUAAAUUAUUGGAUCCCGGAGCAGUCAGAUGCUCUGGACACUCAAAGGCAAUAAAACAGGAACCGUGA
Molecule: messenger RNA, 1795 nt
Organism: Octodon degus (degu)
Lineage: Eukaryota; Metazoa; Chordata; Mammalia; Rodentia; Octodontidae
Gene: Ptp4a3
Product: protein tyrosine phosphatase type IVA, member 3
Exons: 6
Coding region: 896-1417 (173 amino acids)
Biological process (GO): protein dephosphorylation; endothelial cell migration
Cellular component (GO): nucleus
Molecular function (GO): protein tyrosine phosphatase activity
Source: RefSeq, a predicted model, not a curated record